AUGGCUGUGGAGGAUUUCAAAUCAACUACAAAAGUACACUCUCUCCCCUCACUUACACUCACUCCACACCCACACACACCACUCUCUCCCCACUCACAUACUCCACUCACUCACCACUCACUCCCCUCUCUCACCACUCACUCCCCUCUCUCUUCACUCUCUCCCCAUCUUAUAUUUCGCUCACUCCCAACUCCACUCUCUCCCCACUCCCACACUCUCACACUCCGCUCUCUCCCCACUCCACUCUCUCCUACUCACACACUCUCCUCUAUAACACUUCACUCUCACGACCUUCACAAUCCACUCUCCCCCCACUCUACUAUCUCCCCACUCUCAAACUCCACUAUCUCCCCACUCUCACACUUCACUUUCUCCCUACUCUCACACUCCACUCUCUCCCAAAUCACAUACUCCACUCUGACUCCAUUCACACACUCCACUCUCUCCCAACUCUCACUAUCCACUCUCUCCCCACUCCACUCUCUCCCUACUCAAACACUCCACUCUCUCCCCACUCACUCACUACCAUCUCUCACACUUCACUCUCUCCACACUUUCACCUCACUCCACUUUCUCCCCACUCACACACUCCACACACUUUACUCUCUCACACUCCUUUCUCCCCACCCACUCACUCCCCACCUACACACUCCACUCUCCCCCAACUUACACACUCCACUUUCUCCCCACUCCACUCACCUCACCUCCACUCACACACUCCACUCCACUCUCUCCCCACCCUCACACUCCACUCACUCCCCACGCUCACUCUCCACUCUCUUCCGACGCUCACCUUCAAUCUCUCCCUACUCACAAUCCACUCUCUCCCCACUCUACUUUCGCCCCACUCACACACUCCCCUCACUCUCACACUCCAAUAACUUCCCCCACCACCCUCUCUCCACUCUACUCUCUUCUCACUCACACAUUUCACUCUCUCCCUAUCUCACACACUCCUCGCUCUCCUCACGCUCACACUCCACUCUCGCCCCACUCAUACACUCCACUCUCACACUCUACUCACGCCCCCUCUCUCCCCACUCAUUCACACACUCAACUCUCUCCCCACUCCACUCUCUCCCCACGCUCACACUCCACUCACAUUCAACGCUCACACUCCACUCUCUCCCAAAUCACACACUCCACUCUCACACUCCUCUCCAUACUCACACUCUCUACUCCACUCUCUCCACUCGCACACUCCACUCUCUUCCCACCUCUCUCCCUACUCCCACACUCCACUUUCUCCCUACUCGCACACUCCAAUCUCACAUUCCACUCUCUCCCCACUCACACACUCCACUUCUUUACCACUCACACGCUCCAUUCUCUCUCCACCGUCACACUCCACUCCACUUUCUCCCGACUCCCCUCUCUCCACAAUCUUACACUCCAAUUACAUACUCAAAUCUCUCUCCUAACACUCACCAAUCCACUUUCUCCCCACUCCACUUACACUCUUUCCCCAAACUUACACACUCUCUCGACCCACACACUCCAAUUUCACACUCCACUCUCUCCCCACUCUUACACUCCCCACUCACUCGUCCCCCACUCUCACACUCCACUCUCUCCCCACUCUCACCUCACACUCCACUCUCUCCCCACUCUCACCUCACACUCCACUCUCUCCCCACUCACACACACCACUCUCUCCCCACUCACACACACCACUCUCUCCACACUCACACAUUCCACUCUCUCCCACCCACAUACUCCACUCUCUCACCACUCACUCCCCUCUCUCACCACUCACUCCCCUCUCUCACACUUCACUCUCUCCCCAUCUCACAUUUCACUCACUCCCAACUCCACUCUCUCCCCACUAUCACACUCCACUCUCUCACACUCCACUCUCUCCCCACUCACUCACUCCCCUAUCUCACACUCCACUCGCUCCGCACUCUCACACUCCACUCUCUUCCCACUCCACCCUUUUCACACUCUCACUCUCCACUCACUCCCCACUCUCACACUAUUUUCACCACUUCACUUUCUCCCUACUCCAGAGUACACUCUCUCCCCUCACUUACACUCACUCCACACCCACACACACCACUCUCUCCCCACUCACAUACUCCACUCACUCACCACUCACUCCCCUCUCUCACCACUCACUCCCCUCUCUCUUCACUCUCUCCCCAUCUUAUAUUUCGCUCACUCCCAACUCCACUCUCUCCCCACUCCCACACUCUCACACUCCGCUCUCUCCCCACUCCACUCUCUCCUACUCACACACUCUCCUCUAUAAAACUUCACUCUCACGACCUUCACAAUCCACUCUCCCCCCACUCUACUAUCUCCCCACUCUCAAACUCCACUAUCUCCCCACUCUCACACUUCACUUUCUCCCUACUCUCACACUCCACUCUCUCCCAAAUCACAUACUCCACUCUGACUCCAUUCACACACUCCACUCUCUCCCAACUCUCACUAUCCACUCUCUCCCCACUCCACUCUCUCCCUACUCAAACACUCCACUCUCUCCCCACUCACUCACUACCAUCUCUCACACUUCACUCUCUCCACACUUUCACCUCACUCCACUUUCUCCCCACUCACACACUCCACACACUUUACUCUCUCACACUCCUUUCUCCCCACCCACUCACUCCCCACCUACACACUCCACUCUCCCCCAACUUACACACUCCACUUUCUCCCCACUCCACUUUCGCCCCACUCACACACUCCACACUCGCCUCACUCUCACACUCCACUAACUUACCCCACCACUCUCUCCCCACUCUACUCUCUCCUCACUCACACACUCCAGUCUCUCCCUAUCUCACUCACACGCUCACCUCCACUCACACACUCCACUCCACUCUCUCCCCACCCUCACACUCCACUCACUCCCCACGCUCACUCUCCACUCUCUUCCGACGCUCACCUUCAAUCUCUCCCUACUCACAAUCCACUCUCUCCCCACUCUACUUUCGCCCCACUCACACACUCCCCUCACUCUCACACUCCAAUAACUUCCCCCACCACCCUCUCUCCACUCUACUCUCUUCUCACUCACACAUUUCACUCUCUCCCUAUCUCACACACUCCUCGCUCUCCUCACGCUCACACUCCACUCUCGCCCCACUCAUACACUCCACUCUCACACUCUACUCACGCCCCCUCUCUCCCCACUCAUUCACACACUCAACUCUCUCCCCACUCCACUCUCUCCCCACGCUCACACUCCACUCACAUUCAACGCUCACACUCCACUCUCUCCCCACUCACACACUCCACUCUCACACUCCUCUCCCUCCACACUCCUCUCUCACCCAACUCUCACACUCCUCUCUAAUUCCACGCUCACACUCCACUUACUCCCCACUCUCACACUCCACUCUCCUCCCACUCCACUCAUUCCCCACCCACUCACUACUCUCUUCCCACUCCACUCUCUCUCCAAGCUCACACUCCACUCUCUCUCCACGCUCACACUACACUCUCUCCCCACUCACUCACUCCCCUAUCUCACACUCCUCUGUCUCUCCACUCCUCUCUCUCCCCACUCACUCACUCCCCUCUCCAACACUUCACUCUCUCCCCACUCACACACUCCACUCUCUCCCCACUCACUCACUCCUCUCUCUCCCCACUCACACACUCCACUCUCUCCCCACUCACUCACUCCUCUUGCUCUCCCCACUCACACACUCAACUCUCUUCCCACUAGCACACUCCUCUCCCUCACCACUCCACUCUCCCCACGCUCACACUCAACUCUCUCCCCACUAG
Magallana angulata is the source of this 3741-nucleotide messenger RNA. RefSeq names its product mucin-6-like. NCBI's taxonomy places the organism in Eukaryota, Metazoa, Mollusca, Bivalvia, Ostreida, Ostreidae. Bases 1 to 3741 code for a protein of 1246 amino acids. The record is from RefSeq and is a predicted model, not a curated record. The transcript is spliced from 2 exons.